Molecule: messenger RNA, 831 nt
Organism: Rhinichthys klamathensis goyatoka
Lineage: Eukaryota; Metazoa; Chordata; Actinopteri; Cypriniformes; Leuciscidae
Gene: anapc10
Product: anaphase promoting complex subunit 10
Exons: 5
Coding region: 134-691 (185 amino acids)
Biological process (GO): anaphase-promoting complex-dependent catabolic process; protein K11-linked ubiquitination
Cellular component (GO): anaphase-promoting complex
Source: RefSeq, a predicted model, not a curated record
AAAUGCGAACAGUGCGUGGAUGUUUACGAUUAUAUUUUACCUUUUUUUAAAGAAACUAUUCCUAGACGUGCGUUAGUUGUGGAGACAGAUGUAAGAAGACACAGUGGUGGGAGUGUUUUUUAGUGCCGUAACCAUGGCAACCGCCACUAAAACCCCCCCAGGUGCCGACCCGAAGCAGCUGGAGCGCACCGGGACUGUCCGAGAGAUCGGGUCACAAGCCGUGUGGUCGCUGUCCUCGUGCAAGCCAGGCUUCGGAGUCGACCAGUUGAGGGAUGAUAAUCUGGAGACGUACUGGCAGUCCGAUGGCUCUCAGCCGCAUCUAGUGAACAUUCAGUUCAGGAGGAAGACCACUGUGAAGAUGCUGUGCAUUUAUGCGGAUUAUAAAUCUGAUGAAAGCUACACUCCCAGCAAGAUCUCGGUCAGAGUGGGAAACAACUUCCACAACCUGCAGGAGAUCCGGCAGCUGGAGAUGGUGGAGCCCAGCGGUUGGAUUCACAUCCCUCUGUUGGAUCUAGUAAACAAUCCCAUCAGAACCUUCAUGAUCCAGAUCGCCGUGUUGGCAAACCACCAGAACGGACGAGACACACACAUGCGGCAGAUCAAAGUCUACACGCCCGUGGAGGAGAGCUCCAUCGGCAAGUUCCCACGAUGCACCACUGUAGACUUCAUGAUGUACCGCACCAUCAGAUGACCCGAGGUGCCUUCCCAUAAGACUCAGUUCUAGAAUUAAAUGUUUUCAGUUGUUUUAAAAUGUGCCGGAGGUGUGUUUUGUAAAGAGAAGAGUUCAAAGUUCAGUUUAUGUACAUGCAAAUAAAUAAGAAAUAAAUGUUU